Messenger RNA from Acanthochromis polyacanthus (spiny chromis), 9976 nucleotides. It is a transcript of the gene phldb1b, whose product is annotated as pleckstrin homology-like domain, family B, member 1b. The transcript is spliced from 25 exons. The coding region runs from base 448 to 5232 and encodes 1594 amino acids. Gene Ontology annotation, cellular component: basal cortex. Gene Ontology annotation, molecular function: protein binding. Gene Ontology annotation, biological process: regulation of microtubule cytoskeleton organization. NCBI's taxonomy places the organism in Eukaryota, Metazoa, Chordata, Actinopteri, Pomacentridae. The record is from RefSeq and is a predicted model, not a curated record.
ACCAGCAGCAGCAGCAGCAGCAGCCAGACAGUGUGUGUCAGCAGAGUGUCGGCCACAUGGCUUUAGCCCAGUGUGUGUUAUGACAGCCAGAGACAGUGUGUGUGUGCGUAUGUGUGUGUAUGUGUGUGUGCAUCGAGGAGAGACAGUGAGUGAGAGACCCUGACGAAAGCAGAGGAGAGAGAGAGAAAGAGAACAGAGAGAGAAGCUUCCUCUUUGGAUCCCAGUCAGUUUGCUGUCCUUCUUUGUGUUUUCUGAUUUUUGUGACACCAGCAGCAGUACCAUCCUGCCUUUAUGAGCAGCAGCAGCAGCAGCAGCAGCAGCAGCAGCAGCAGCGGUGCGUUUGUUCAGUCCUGAGGUUUUACUGGACGCCCCGCUGCACACACACCCCACCCACACCUCCAUCAGGACCUUCAUGUGUCGCAGGGAGCCGUGGACAGCUCAGUGGACAUGGACCGCCUGAACAGGAACAUGCCUGAGGUUGGACGGCAAACUCACCAGGUGUUACAGAGCACCCCACUGGACCUGAUCGAGACUGGAAAGGGGCUGAAGUUCCAAGCAGAGCGCCCCCACCUGGUGAGCCUGGGCAGCGGGCGGCUGAGCACCGCCAUCACCCUGCUGCCGCUGCCUGAGGGCCGCACCACUCUGGGUCAUGGUCCCAUGGACAUCAGCAUCCAGGGCCCCGGGGUGGCCGCCCAGCACUGCUACAUAGAGAACAGGUCAGGGGCCAUCACGCUGCACCCCUGUGGGAACCUCUGUGCUGUCGACGGGCUCCAGGUCAAACAACCCACCCGCCUGUCACAAGGCUGUAUGCUGUGUUUUGGCCAAUCAGCCUUCUUUCGCUUCAACCACCCUGAGGAAGCCUUCAGGAUGAAGAGCAUGAUGCCCCAGGGAGGAGGUGUCUCCAGCGGGGACUACAGACUGUGCACAGACACGGAGAGUUUGGUCAAUGGGAAUCACCAGGCCAGUCCAGCCCAGUCUCCCCCAGCUCCUGGAGAGAGAGUCCAGUCUGAGCACAGUGCCAUCGUCAGCUCCAUUGAGAAGGACCUUCAGGAGAUCAUGGACUCCCUAGUCAUGGAUGACCCACAGCCUUCUUCUUCAGAGGCAAAAAAGCCUCCCGGAGGCCAAUCCAUCACCCACUCUCCACUGUCACCCAUGGUCAAUGGAGGGGGCCGGUAUCUGCUGUCCCCUCCUACCAGCCCAGGGGCCAUGUCUGUGGGGUCCAGCUAUGAGAACACAUCCCCUCCUUUCUCCCCACUCUCCUCCCCCUCCGCGGCGAGCAGUGGGAGCUUUACCAGCCCGUCUCCAAGUGGAGGACCCCAGGACCAGAGUUCUUCUCUGCCACCAGUGCCUGUACGCUCCUCUAGCUACAACUUCACCACCCAGCCUCCACCUGUACCCCAGCCACGGACCAUACUGCCUAACUUCAGCAGCAGUGGGGUGGGCCAGAAGGUUCAGGAAAGCCCCAGGCUGCAGAGGAAGGUCUUAACAGACACUCCUCCAAGUCCCAAGCCAAGCCGCAGAGGACUAGGCCACGAUGGGUCUGAGAGCCCUCGACAGACCCCCCUUCUGUCCUCCACUGAGUCUCUCAGUAGUAGAAACAUUGUGCCAAGUAGCCCCAGACUCACUCCCAAAUUCCCUACCUGUCCAUCGCCUUCGCCCUCCAGUCCCAGGACCAAGACCACCACGGUGCUCCAGGAAAGGCCUGCCAGCCCCUUUAGAGAGCAGACCAGUGUAGCUGAUCGCUCUCUUACCUCCAGCCCAUCUCGGCAGCUUUCCCAACCCACCAGAGCCUUCCAGCCUCCAUUGGACCCCAUUGUCCACAUCAUCCAAGGAUCGCCUCUCCAGCAGCAUCCACGUUCCCUGCAGCCCCCUGAAAGCCCUCGCAUGGCUAGGAGGAACAUGGAGCUGAACGGGGGCAGUGGAGGUUGCAGUAGUAUGCGAGAGCUGCCUCCUCUAAGUCCCUCCAUGGCAAGGAGAGGAGUCCCGGUUCUUCCAGGGGCGCUACCAGGGACAAUCCCCACACUGAGGACUCCGGAUAGCCCCUCUAGUCUGGGCAAGCUUGUCCCAGAGAGUCCCAGGCUUCGUCGCAAAUCUGGAUCCACAUCAGAGGAGCCGAUGUGCAGCAGAGGAAUCCGAGCCCGCAGUCCAUCACCUACCUCUAUGAUGAUGGAGGGCAGUGGUGGGGCUGCUGGGGUACGGAAGGCCAGCUUUGGGAAUUCCUUAUCGCCUGCUUACAGUCUGGGCUCCUUGCCUGGCUCAUCCCCUGUAGCCAGCCCCAGGAGCCACAGGAAGAUGUCCUCAGGGAGACCCCACCCUGGAAUGAGGGAGAGGAAGAACAGCAUCACGGAGAUCAGCGACAACGAGGACGAGCUGCUCGAGUACCACCGACGACAGAGAGAGGAGAGGCUUCGAGAGCAGGAGAUGGAGAGACUGGAAAGACAGCGACUAGAGACCAUCCUAAACCUCUGUGCUGAAUAUAACAAAGGAGACAGCCCUGGCCUGGACCCCCUGGGUUCAGGAAGGACGGGUUUUCUGGGUCUGUCCGAUGGCUCUGUGCGGAGACCGUCUAUGGAGAAUGUCUUGGGAGGGAUGCCGACCUCAGCCUCGCUCCGCCUGGCGCAGAGGCAGAGGGAGAGUGAUGAGGAGAACCUGAAGGAGGAGUGUAGUAGUACAGAGAGCACUCAUCAGGAGGUGAGGGCAUCUCCUGCUCCCAGCACAGCAUCAGCACUGCACAAUGGAGACCGACAGCAUGAGGAUUCCUCCAGUUCAGGCAGCGCAGGCCGUUUGGAGCUGGGUUACCUGGAGGACGAGCGGGUUCGUGUUCUGGCUCGGAUUGAUGAGCUCAAAACCCGACUGACAGAACUGGAGCAACAACUUCAAGAGUCCAAACAAGAGGCAGAGAUGGAGCGUGCCUUGCUGCAGGGCGAGAGGCAGGCAGAGCUGGACCAGAUAGAGGCAGAAACAGACAUCAUCACUCAGCUGCAACACAAGCUGGACGAGCUGGAGAGCGCCAUCCAAAGGGAGAAAGACAAGGAGAGGGCUAAUGUUGAGGCCGAGCGCCGGGCCCUGCAGAGCCUCCAGGAGGGCUACGCUGAGCUCAAGAACCAGCUGCAUAACUGUCCCGAGUCCCUUCGCGAACACUUGCAGGAACAGCUCAAAAGGGAUGGAGAAGCGCUGGAAGCAGGAACUAAAAAGUUUGAGGACCUGGAGUUUCAGCAGCUGGAGAGAGAAAGCAGCCUGGAGGAGGAAAGAGAAACCAUCAGCCAGCAGCUGCUCCAGGAGCGAGCGGAGUACCACAGCAGCGUGGCCAAGAGGAAGGAGAAGGUGUCUGCUCUGGAGAACCAGGCCAGUCAGCUCGGCCUGCAGGCGUCUCAGGAGUGUGAGCGGCUGGCCAAAGACAGAACACUCACGCUGCAAAUGCUCCAAAAGGAGAAGGAGAGGCUGUCGGCCCUGGAGAAGAGGUACCACAGCCUGACUGGAGGAAAGAGCUUCCCCAAGUCUUCCACUGCAAUGAGGGAGGAAUCGCUCCGUAUCAGCGAGGCUGACCUGUUGUUGGAGGAUGUCCACUCCUCCCAGCUCUCCCUCUGUCGAGCCUCUCCUUCCUACUUACAGCCCCCCCCUCCCUGUCAGUUGUACCCCAGCAGCCCUACAGAGGAGUAUGUGACAGUGGGCCAGUUAAAUCAGAUGUAUGGGAUGCCAAAGGUGGAGUCGUCCCCUACCUCCCCGCUUCGCCAGCACCUGCAGCCUGGAGCGGUAGACCCCGCCUUCUCCUGCCUCCCCUCUCCUCAUGGCUCCUCCCUCUCUCUCUCUGUGGAGUCUGAGGGCAGCAGGCCUCUCCUGCCCAAGCUAGAUUUAGAGCAGUGGUACCAGGAGCUGAUGGCUGGCUCCAGCCACCUCUGCUGCCCUCCCGCUCUGCCGGCCAAGUCGCUGUCAGGCCGCAGACCUGUGCUGCAGGUGUUCCGCUCUAAGCUGGACAGUGAUCCAGGUGUGUCUCUCUAUCAGCCUAAAUCAGGCUCUGCGUCCCCUCUUCAGCACGGAACAGCGACUCUGGGACGCAACACGAGCUCCAAGAGCCCCCUGCUGGCAGUUGGCAGCACUGGAAGUCUGCCCAGGAACCUGGCUGCAACCCUGCAGGACAUCGAGACCAAGAGGCAGAUUGCUCUGCAGCAGAAAGGUCACCAGGUGAUCGAAGAGCAGCGCCGGCGUCUGGCCGAGCUCAAACAGAGAGCAGCGGCUGAGGCUCAGUGCCAGUGGGAGGCUCUCCACGGCUCUCAGCCCCACCUCAUGUCUUCAUCCUCCUCAUCGCCCUCCUACUCCCCCGUCAUGGCCUACAGCCCCGCGCUGAGCCACAGCUCUGUCGGCCCUCCUCCUCUGGUCCACCACUCCAUCCUGCACCACCAGCCACCGUCAGCCGGAGAGCAGCCCUACGACACGCUGAGCCUGGAGAGCUCAGACAGCAUGGACACCAGCGUGUCCACGGGGAAUAACUCGGCCUGCUCGCCUGAUAACAUGUCCAGCGUUGGAGGAGUGGACGCUCUGAAGAUUGAGGAGAUGGAGAAAAUGCUGAAGGAGGCGCAGCUGGAGAAAGCCAGACUUAUUGAAUCGCGGGAACGAGAGAGCCUGGCUCGCCGUCAGAUGCUGGAGGAGGAGAGGAGGAGGAGGGAGGAGGCAGAGAAAAGACUGCAGGAUGAAACUUUCCACCGGCAGCAGCUAGUGGAGAAGGAGGUCAAAAUGAGGGCCAAGAACUUCUCUCAGGCCCGUCCUAUGACUCGCUACCUGCCCAUCAGGAAGGAGGAGUUUGACCUGCGCACACAUGUGGAGUCAUCAGGCCACAGCGUGGAGACGUGCUACCACGUCAUCCUCACCGAGAAGAUGUGCAAGGGCUACCUGGUGAAGAUGGGAGGCAAGAUCAAGUCCUGGAAGAAGCGCUGGUUCGUCUUCGACCGCCUCAAAAGGACCUUCUCCUACUAUGUUGACAAACAUGAGACCAAGCUGAAGGGUGUGAUCUACUUCCAGGCUAUAGAGGAGGUCUAUUACGAUCACCUGCGCAGUGCCACAAAGAAGGGAUUUUUCAACUUGAAUAUGACCAGUAGCCCCAACCCCUCCCUGACCUUCUGUGUGAAGACCCACGACCGGCUCUACUACAUGGUGGCGCCCUCAGCGGAGGCCAUGAGGAUCUGGAUGGAUGUGAUCGUCACAGGAGCAGAGGGAUACACACAGUUCAUGAACUAAGAGACGCCUUAGAGUGCAGGUGAUGAGCAGGUAGCUUCGGCAGGGACUCUCCCAUCACAGACUCCACAGGUCCUUCCUGUUUCCAGUCCUCCACGGACACCACGCCUUCUUUGUUACUUUUCAUUUUUAAUCACACUUUGAUUUACCGUGCAGAUGUUUCCACCUCCACGUUUUUUAUGUGAUGCUGUUUGGAUUGAAAAAGGGAGCCCCUUGGCGGACACACAACACACACACUUCUGUACAUAAACCAAAAUAUAUACCUGUCAAAGACUUUACAAAGCCUUUCUAUAUUGCCAAAUGGAGAUCUUGUAGUUACUGUUGGUUGAAUCUUUUGUAUUAUUUGUUUCCUUUAUUUCUUUUUUUACUUCUAGAGAAAAUUGCCAAAUGACAUAAUGCCAAUGUUUUUGUUGAGUGUUUCAUCAGGACUUUGCUAAGUUUAAACAGAAAUUGCUUAAAAGAAUCUUCAAUCAAAGGCUGUAAUCAUUUUAGAGAUAUAUUUGGAGAAAGUGCAAGUUUAUCCAAAAUGUGUAAAUCUAUGAGAGACAACAGAAAUGAGUCACUGAGCAGGGGCUGGAGAGGAUCUGAUGGUGCAGAACUUUAGUUUCUGGCAGUGGCACACGACUGCAUCCUCCAGUCACUUCACCUCACUGCUGCUCACAGACUAAACCUAGCAGGAUCUGCAGCACAUGGGGACAUUCAGAGCACAUCCUGGUCACAUCUCUUCAUGCAGGCUUACCAAAGUAACUGGAGGUAUUUUGUUAGACUUUAUCCCACAACGCUCAGGAGUUCACUUUGCAGUUCUCACAGUAGUUUCACCAGUAUAUGGUUUGGAAAGUAAGUACCAGUACUGGUACUGAAGCUGCUCAUUAUUGUGCAGUAUUUGGUAUAUUUGAUUUUAAAUCAAUGCUCCAUUUAACCCAUAGCAUUCAGAUACUUCAGAAAUGUGCUUGUAUACAUCCAGCUUCACAGCCGUCUACAGUCAAGAGCUGAUGAGAGUGAAACCACUCGCACACAUGAAGCUGUUAGCUUAGCAUAAGACUGCAAGCAGUGGUAGAAUGUCUAGCAUGGCUCUGUUUGUAAAAACAGCAAGUUGUUUAGUAGUUUAACAAACCGUUCUGUGCUUUAGCUACAGCUCCUGUUCAUUCUAAGAACUAGAAGGUAACUUCUUUUUGGUUUCUUCUUCAGUUCUGACAGACAGAAUGGGAGGAUUAAUCCUCUCUCCCAGCUCACAUGACUAAAGACCCAUGAACAACCUAAAACUCACAAGCGUCAAGCUGUGAUUGGUUGUGAAACAUCCUGGUGAGGGAUCUCAUGACUGCAUUCUACAUGCCUGAUAAAUGGUGUGGUCGAUCCUCUCUUCUGUUUAGAGGUAGCUGUUCUAGUUUAAUGCAGAUAGCUUCUUUAACUCAAACCAUCUGUUGUAGAAUGUGGACAUGACUGUCUUCAAAGAGCAUCCCUUACCUUUGGACAGGUGGGCUGCUGAGGUUUGCCCUGUUUUUUCAUGUAGUUUGGACUGUAUACAAAACACUGCUCAACGUGUCUGCAGAAAAUAUUUCCAGGUUUCUCAGACACACCACCCAGAUAGCAAACUAUGGGUGAAUCAAUGUUGCAUCUAUGUUGAGACCUAAUGUACAAAUUAUACAGAAAGCGCAAGGUUGAUAAAAUGUUGAGUCAACGUUUGCUUUUCAACCAUAAAUCACACUUUUCCCAGAUAGCAAAAGAUGUUAAAUCAAUGUUGAAUUAGGGUUAAGAAGGUUGAAUUGUGGUUACGGUUGAAGACUGAUGGUUGGAUCAACGUUGAUUCAACAACAUUUUGUCAACAUUGAAGUUUGUGUUUAAAAGAUGCCAUUGAAUCUACAUUGUAUUUUGGUUUAAUUAAAAUGUUUGACAGGUCAAUGUUUAAUUAAUGUUGAAUCUAUGUUUGCAAACAUGUAAUCUAUGUAAGCAAACGUUGACUCAACAUUUUAUCAACCUUGCGCUUUCUGUAUAAUUUCUACGUUAGGUCUCAACAUAGAUUCAACAUUGAUUCACCCAUAGUUUGCUAUCUGGGCAGCUACGUACAGGAUGUUUUGGGGGUGAGAAUAAAUCCCUGGAACUGAGGAAACAUUCGCAAACCAAAAAGAAGCCCAGUUAUCUUCUUUAAGGCACUUAGGAUUGCCAUGACCUGGAUUACUGAGAAGCUACAGUCCAGUCAGUGACCUUCAACACUACUUCCAGAUUUUAUGCUAAGCUACUGUUCUCUGGGCUCUCGGUUAGUUUUUAGGUUCUAGCUGGUUGGUACAAAGCUAAAACUGGUUAGCUUAGUUUAUCCAUCGGCAAAUUGAAACCAGGAUCAACAUGCUUUUCCAUCAUCUCCACAUCUGAACAGUUUACUAUGGGAUUAAAUCUGUGGUCAACCACAUCAGUUGAAGGACACUCAGCGUUCAGAGGUGACCGCCAAAAGACUGUUGGUCUCACCAAAGCUGCCACAUUCUCAGUGUACUUGUGAACACGUUGAACAGGAACAUGUCGCUGUGUCCGUACGAAGCCGUCAUGUUGCCAACUCAAGGUGCAGACUGCAUAUCUGUGUGUGCACACCGACAGGUGAAGCUCAUCUAUUUGCCAAGUAGCCUGUAGCUAACUUGAUGAUGUGACUACACACCACUGCCAGCCUACAGCAACAACCACCGGAGGGCGCUACAGUGACCACACCAAUGCAGGACCCCACAGGAUCAACACUAUGGACUAAUGCAAUUCAGAACUGUGCCUUGACUGUGUGCUGUUGAUGCCGCGUGCUCAGCCUUGCUGGGAGGCUGCCAUCGUAUGAAUGAGUUUCAAUCCGUUUCUGAGCUGUAUUGCUGUAUGUGGACAGGUUUGCAUGAGGUUUUCUACUUCACCAUGGGGACGUCUGCCUGCAGCUACAUUACAGGCAGAGCUACCACCGGCCCUGAGCACAGUGGGGAUCAGAGAGAUCACUGUCAGUAUUUCUACAGACCAGAUAUUCAGGCACUUCCUGUCAUUAAUGGUACUAAAGGGGAGGUUCACCAAGUUUCAUGUCGCUUUGCUUGUAAUGAGGUGUAUUAGUUUGUAAAAACAGACAAGUCUAAGAAGAUGCCCCCAGUGAUGUCAUCAGGGUUAUCGUGGCUCCAUCUUUGACAGGAAAAUGGGGGCUAAUGGGGCAGUUAUAAAAUGUGGGUACACUGUUGAUUUGAAUUAUGGGGAAGGCAAUAUUGAGUGCCCUGACCCAUAGAAAGGACUGUAAGUCAGAAAGUGUGCUUGUGUUUGACCAUUUAAAAAUAAAUCAAUUAUCAACUAGUCAUUUAGAACGAUAUAAGUUCAACAUUAGGAGCUGUCCCUCCCUGACUUGUGGAUUCAGUAUUAAAGCUGGUGUAGGCAGGAAUUUGGCAAAGGAGAAAUUAUAAUCCAUAUAUACUGCGAUUCUCUUGCUGCUCUUCCCUCUCCAGAUGUGCACACUUUAAAUACACAAAGAGAGCCAACAUUCAGCUGUAGCAUCCCUGUUCUCCUGAGUGUUAAUGUUUUCACUAAGUGUUGAGAUGAAGCAUUUCUCCACCACAUCCUGUGUAAGAAGUGGACUGCUGGUGCUGUCUGAGCUGGUCAGUGAAAAGCCUUGUGCUUGGUUUAAAUCUCCUUUGCUUAAAGGUCAGUGUGGAAUCUUUGCACAAUGACGCCCAGCAAAGCCCAGCUUUAAUUCACAUGGUUAUAUUAGUCAAAUAAUGUGGGCGCGUUUUUAGGUCAAAUAGUUCUUUGCAUUUCUUUAUUUCAACAAAUCGUUAAAUCAACCUUUUCUCUGCAGUCUUAUCAGUGAUCGGCUGCUGUGUAUCCCCACUGUGACCCAGAGCCUGCAUGCAUGAGGACGAUUCAAAAAAACUUCAGCUUUAACAGACCGUCUUUGUCGUAAAGUGUUGGUCAUCACAUCGUGAAUCCAUUGAUCGGCCGUGAACAGUUUGUAGUCAGCGGAUCCCAGACACUAUCCCCCCCACCCCGUCUUUUUACAUUUUUGAAUUUUUUUGGCAGGAGUAGACGACAAACUACGCUGCGAUUUCUGAAUCAUGUGGAACUGCUGCUUAGUUUCAUGUGUCGGUACAGUGAUGAUCAUUUAUGGUUGUGGUGCCUGAGAUAGUGACAUGUUUACUUCUAAAAGAAAAAAAAGCAAAGUAGAAGACUAGUGAAAUGACCUUAAUAUAUUCUGUCCCCCUUGCCUUUACUUUCCCUGCACAGCUGUGCAAACCAAACUAUUCAACACUGGCAAGGCUGUUAAACGAUGUGUGUUGAUAGUCGGUGGUAUAUACAUUAUCUGUGUCGAAAAGAAAGAAAACAUAAUAUACUGUAAAGAGGAUGCCUGAAUGAAAAAAUGACCUUACUAUUGAAAUGAAACGAGACAGUAUUGUAUGAACAGAAGUACAAUUUUUACUUAUUUUGUCAUUUUAGAGAUUUUAUUGUCAGUCAGUUACAUUUCAAAUUGUAUGGUAGUGAUGUAUCAAUCUACCUUGGUUUUGUUUUGUUUUUUACUGGUACAGCAGAACACACACACACACACACACACAAACACGCCAAGAAUGAGUCACCUGGCACUCAUAAGACUGUACUUUUGUUUUUCUAGAGCAUAGAUCCUGUGACACACACACACACACACACACACAGUACUCGGACCAUACUGUUAUUGGUACCCUGUAUGUCUCAUGCAUCACUUUCAUGUAUGAAUAAUAUGGAUUUUGUCAAAUCUAUUAAAAACAUCUAUCACAGA